AUGGCACAUCUGUACGUAUGUAACAGUUCGUAUUCUUUGGCCUGUAAACAUCUAUUAAUAUUUCAGGCAUCUUGCGCAAAGCAUAGUUAUAAGUUAGAGUGGAACCAUUGUAGUGUUUUUAUGAAAAAUAUUAGCAACAUGGGUUCGCUUCGAUCGUGCGUGUUUUUGUUAGUGUUGUUUGUGCAAUUACAACUUAUUGUUGGAAAGCCUUUCUUAACCGACUUGUUUUGCGACAUCUUCUGCGAUGAUGAUGACGACGUGAGCACUACCACCAGCACAAGCAAUGAAGAUGAUUGGGACGUGUUCGGGCUUUGCGUCUGCGGUACCCGGCGACCACCCGGCGCUAGGAGGCCAGGUCAAGGGAUCCCUGCGAACAUUAAUAUGAGAUUACCUCCAUCAGCAAACGGAAUGAACUUCAGCAUGACGAACAACAACGGAAUGUGGUCGUUCAACUUGGACGCUGGCCCCAACGGCCCCAAUGGUGGCAUGGCCCCUGGUGGAGGCCCCACGCCAUUCCCUCCCACUGCUGGUGGUGCGACCACCGCUGCUCCGACUACUGCUGCUGCCACCACGGCUAAGAAAUAAACUCCAAAGCUACUUGUAGGAUAACUUUACUGGUAGACAUCUUACAGCGUAUCUGUCCCCUAUAUUCGUAUAAGUGGCAACCGUAUUCCGUGAAUAUGAGUCUAUUUGAAGAGUAAAGGCGUCAUGCUUCGAGUUGGAGCAUUCAUAUUUUUUUUUCAGCAAUCCACCAUACGUCCUAACGUUCGCCCUAAGCCAAGGUCCGAGGCGCCCUUUAGGUAGACGCUACUCCCGAUGUCGUCGAAGUCUUUACAAAAUGCAGGAGUUAAUGAGCACAUUUAUCUCUCAGUAUGAGAAAAGUUUAGCCCAUUGGCUACCACGCUGGCUCCAGAAUUGUCAGACUCACACACCUUUGAGAACAUUAUGGAGAAAUCUUAGGCAUACAGGUUUCCUCAGGAUAUUUUCUUUUACCAUGAAAGCAAAUGAUAUUCAAUUGCUUAAAACGCAUAUAACUCCGAAAAUCACUUUAUAAUCGUUUUAUUGCCGCGUGUGAAUGCGUCAGUGUGCUAAAGGCGAUAAAGGAAACAGUUUUGUAGCUAAAUUUAGUUGGUACACAAACAGUGGAUACGCAGCGGAGUGGCUCAUUUUCAAUCAAUACAUAUUAUGCUCGAUAGGAAAUGAUUUCUGAGUGCGAGCGAUUUCUAGGAAGGCCCACGUUUUAUUUUUCAGGUACGUUAUCAGUAGUCGAUAGUGAUUUCUAAAAUGCUGGUUUUUGAUUGGCUAUUUUCAGUAGUCAUUAACUCGCAAGGAAAACACGCAAAGAAAAUGAGUUUUUAAGUAGAUAACAGAUAUACCUCUUCGGUUUUGUUAAUAUGAAAAGUAGCUUUUUAAGUGCUAUUAAUGUUAUUAAUUUGCCUUUAUCUUCAAAAUAAAAAUCUUUCCGUUUAAUACCGAUUCCGUGACUACCCAUUUAUGUAAAAUUAAUCUAACUUCGUCCUAAAGUCUACUUGUAGUGUGUAGUAUUGCCAUUUUUCUUUCUAGUUAAUACUAUGUUUAGUGUAAAAUAUUUUAUGAUAAUUAAUAAAAAUACCGUAUUCUCA
Messenger RNA from Maniola jurtina (meadow brown), 1622 nucleotides. RefSeq lists its product as uncharacterized. The transcript has 3 exons. The coding region runs from base 1 to 585 and encodes 194 amino acids. Lineage: Eukaryota; Metazoa; Arthropoda; Insecta; Lepidoptera; Nymphalidae. The record is from RefSeq and is a predicted model, not a curated record.